AUGGAGUCCGAAAACAAGAUCAAGAAACAGAAAUUGGUACUGGAAAGUGAAUUGGAAGAGGAUGAGACUCCGUUCAUACAAGAGGAUGGAGGAACCAAAUCAUUGUCCAAUCAAGACAUUACCACUACCUCUCGGCAUCUUUUUGGUGAUAGUGAGGAUGGUUUUUCAAUCAGCAUCAUCGAGAAUAUGAAAGAAGAGUAUGGACUAUUUGUAUGGCCAUGUAGUAGAAUUCUCGCUGAGUAUGUUUGGCAACAGAAGGCACGCUUUUCCAGCUCUCAUGUUGUUGAGCUGGGUGCUGGAACUUCAUUGCCUGGACUUGUUGCUGCUAAAGUGGGUGCAGAAGUAACCCUGACUGAUGAUUCAACUAGGUCGGAGGUGCUGGAUAAUAUGAGAAGGGUGUGCGUUUUAAACAAUCUCAAGUGUAAAGUAUUAGGACUCACUUGGGGUGUAUGGGAUGCACCCAUCUUCAGUUUACACCCAAAUAUCAUCCUUGGAGCUGAUGUGCUUUAUGAUACAAGUGCUUUCGAUGAUCUUUUUGCCACUGUGACAUUUUUGCUCCAAAAACUCCCAGAGUCUGUUUUUAUAACCACCUAUCACAACAGAAGUGGUCAUCACCUCAUUGAGUUCUUAAUGGAGAAAUGGGGUUUGAAGUGCACAGAGCUUCUUGAUGGGUUUUCAUUCAUGCCCUCUCACAAGGCAGCAAGCUUGAGUGGCAACAUCCAGUUGGCCGAGAUUGUCUUGGAUACUCCCAACUGA
Fraxinus pennsylvanica is the source of this 756-nucleotide messenger RNA. The record is from the annotation of a GenBank genome assembly. Lineage: Eukaryota; Viridiplantae; Streptophyta; Magnoliopsida; Lamiales; Oleaceae.